Molecule: messenger RNA, 516 nt
Organism: Rhipicephalus sanguineus (brown dog tick)
Lineage: Eukaryota; Metazoa; Arthropoda; Arachnida; Ixodida; Ixodidae
Exons: 6
Coding region: 76-516 (146 amino acids)
Source: RefSeq, a predicted model, not a curated record
ACCCGCAUCCGCUGUAUUAAAGAAGAGACAGACCAGUGCGAUAACCUCAACAAAGCCUGUGACUUCACUGCCUGGAUGCCCCUCUGCGUAGACAUCAAGCACGCGGUCUGUUUCGUCGCUGACGAAGAUCGUUGCUCAGAUGAUGCAAAAGAAUGUGACGCCUCUUACGGACCCGCCAUCUGCAUCGAUAACAAUCGCACCACCUGUGAGAAGCAACAAAAUGAAGCAUGUAAGAAAGGGAGUACACAGUGCGACUUCUCUGCGAGCGCAGCCACGUGCGUAGACAAGAAUCGCACCACGUGCAACGAAACAGAGAAGAAGCGAUGCAGGGAACUUGGAAAAGCAUGUGACUUCACUGCCGCUAAGCCUCUCUGCAUAGGUGACAAACGAACCAAGUGUAACGAGCAGGAAGAGAAGGCUUGCAAGACCAUUGGAAUGGAGUGCGACUUCAGCCAUGGCAAACCGAUCUGCAUCGAGAACACAGACUCAUCUUGUGAAUAUUUUUCGAGCCCCUAA